Molecule: messenger RNA, 936 nt
Organism: Fonsecaea pedrosoi CBS 271.37
Lineage: Eukaryota; Fungi; Ascomycota; Eurotiomycetes; Chaetothyriales; Herpotrichiellaceae
Exons: 4
Coding region: 1-936 (311 amino acids)
Biological process (GO): catechol-containing compound metabolic process
Molecular function (GO): catechol 1,2-dioxygenase activity; ferric iron binding
Source: RefSeq, a predicted model, not a curated record
AUGAACGGCAACAACAAAUCCGGCGCUGCGCGCUUCGAUCCCACCUUCACCCGGAAUGUUAUCAAUGCCAUGGGUCCCAAGACUUCCCCUCGGAUGCGGGAAGUCAUGACCAGCUUGAUCACACACCUUCACGACUUUGCUCGCGAGAUUGAGUUGACAGUGGAAGAGUGGGAUGAGGGUGUUCGUUUGAUCAACUGGGCCGGCCAGAUGAGCAAUGACAGACGGAAUGAAGGUCAACUGGUGUGCGAUGUUGUCGGCUUGGAAACACUCGUGGAUGAAAUCACAUACAAGAAGGCAGCCGAAGCCGCCGAUCUGGCCACUCAGAGUGCUAUACUUGGUCCCUUCUUCCAGACUGACCACACGAUCCGCAAGAAGGGCGACAGCAUCUCCACCAAUACUCCGCAGGAUGCCGAAGUCGUGUAUUUGUACGGCCAAGUUGUGGAUGCCACUACCAACAAGCCCUUGAGAAAUGCUUCAGUCGAUGUUUGGCAAGCAUCCACAAACGGGUUGUACGAACAACAGGAUGAGAACCAACCAAAGUCGAACUUAUGCGGCAAGUUCUACACGGAUGAGAACGGAGAGUACGGCUUCUAUUGCUUGAGACCAACCCCUUACCCGAUCCCGUACGAUGGACCAGCGGGUAAACUGCUCCAAUUGCUUGACAGACACCCCUACAGACCAGCCCACAUCCAUUUCAUCGUGUUGGCCGAGGGCUACAAGCCCAUCACGACCCAGAUUUUCGACAAGGAGAGCAAGUAUCUCGACGAUGAUUCUGUCUUUGCGGUCAAAGACUCCUUGAUUGUCGAGUUCAUACCCCGACAAGGUGACGAGCAGGCUCAAAAGGAAUUGAGAUAUGACAUUAAGAUGGCUCCGCUGUCCUCCAAGGGAGAAUCCGGCGAAGCGCUAGUGACCGAAGGCAUGGGUCGCGGCUUUUAA